CAGUGGACUGUAUUAUGCGUAGCACGUGGCUGUUUUGCAAGGAAAGAAACCAUUAUUCGACCUGAAUUCCCUUACUGAAGUUUACCUUUCAAGCAGUAAAUGUACAGGGAAUCGAUCGAGUGGUUAUGGAGCUCAGCCAAAUGCUGGGAAACAUUUUUGGCACGAUCAUUUUCACGGAAUCUCUAACAUGUUUUCCCGGGUAAUUUUUGGACGGACUGCGCGUGCGCUCUGGAGGCUUGAUCCCCUAUCGACCAAUGAAAAAUCUCUAUUCAGAACUCACGAGAGUUUAUUUCGGUGUUGUAGCAUGGCGGAUGCCGGUGGUGAAGGGGCUAUAAGCAAGAACGAGCUGAAAAGAAGGCUCAAAGCGGAGAAGAAAGCCAAAGAAAAAGAGGCAAAACAAACGCAGACGCCGAGCACUCAAGUUGCAGAGAACAAGAAGAAAGAUGAAUUAGACGAAGAAUCAUUGGAUCCAAACCAAUACUUCAAAAUCCGUAGCCAAGCCAUACAAGCUCUGAAGGACAGUAAUGACUCUCCUUACCCUCACAAGUUUCAUGUCUCCAUCUCAUUAACGGAAUUCAUUGAAAAGUACAAAGAUGUCCCUGAUGGAACGUGGUCAGAUGAUGUGGUUGCUGUUAAAGGUAGAAUUCAUGCAAAGCGUCUGUCUGGUGCCAAGCUAAUAUUUUAUGAUUUGAGAGGAGAAGGGGUGAAGAUUCAAGUUAUGGCAGAUGCUAGAGCUGCAGAACAAGAUUUUGUGGAGGUGCACAAUAAAAUAAGACGUGGUGACAUAAUUGGAAUUCAAGGAAAACCAGGCAAAACAAAGAAGGGCGAAUUGAGCAUCCUGCCUUCAAGUGUUCAGUUGCUAUCACCUUGUCUACAUAUGCUCCCUCAUCUUCACUUUGGAUUGAAGGAUAAGGAGACAAGAUUUAGACAGCGUUAUCUGGAUCUCAUUCUCAAUGACAAAGUGCGGCAAAAAUUUAUUGUCAGAGCAAAGAUCAUCAAUUACAUCAGGAAGUUUCUUGACAAUUUAGGUUUUCUUGAAGUAGAAACACCACUGAUGAACAUGAUUCCAGGAGGAGCAACAGCCAAACCUUUCAUCACUCACCACAAUGACCUCAAUAUGGACCUCUACAUGAGAGUAGCUCCUGAGCUGUAUCACAAAAUGCUCGUAGUUGGAGGAAUUGACAGAGUGUAUGAAAUUGGAAGACAGUUUAGGAAUGAAGGUAUAGAUAUGACUCAUAACCCAGAAUUCACCACUUGUGAGUUCUACAUGGCCUAUGCAGAUUACAAUGACCUGAUGGAGCUUACAGAAGUUAUGUUGUCUGGAAUGGUCAAGUCACUAACAGGAGGUUAUGUGAUUACAUAUCACCCAAAUGCAACUGAUCCCGAAAACCUUGGUGAACCCCUGACCGUAGACUUUACUCCACCCUUUAAAAGGAUUCGCAUGGUACCUGAUCUCGAAAAGGCACUGAAUGUCAAGCUACCCCCUCCAUCUGAGUUUGGGACCUCAGAGACAAGGCAGAUUUUAGAUGAUUUGUGUGUUAAACACGAUGUGGAAUGCAGUUCUCCCAGAACCACUACAAGACUUUUAGACAAACUUGUCGGUGAAUUUCUUGAGGAGACCUGUGUCAGUCCAACAUUUCUCAUUGAUCAUCCUCAAAUAAUGAGCCCACUUUCAAAGUGGCAUAGAUCGGUCCCUGGUCUUUCUGAAAGAUUUGAGCUGUUUGUUUGCCGUAAAGAGGUGUGCAAUGCGUACACUGAAUUGAAUGACCCUGUUGUACAGAGAGAGAUGUUCCAACUUCAGGCCAAGGAUAAAGACGCUGGUGAUGACGAGGCAAUGUUUGUCGAUGAAAACUUUUGCACAGCUCUUGAAUAUGGCCUGCCACCCACAGCCGGUUGGGGCCUGGGUAUAGACAGACUCACAAUGUUCCUGACAGAUUCAAAUAACAUCAAGGAGGUACUAUUUUUCCCAGCUAUGAAGCCAGAUGAGAGCGGAGCAGCUGAUCAGAAUAAAACAGACACCGAUCCCGGAGAAAACGAGAAAAAUUGAUUUUUAAACUUUUUUCCAUGCCAGAGUAUAGAUAGGAGAAAAUCACUAAAGAAAUCCAUAUAAUAUCCAAAAUGAUGGACAUGUCAAAUUACAAUUUUUUUAGACAACACACUUGCAUGGCGAUCAAAAGAGUACAGGAGGGGAUGGAUUGAAAUUAUAACUGCCUCAGAGCUUCAUUUUAACUUUUUGUUGUGUGGUCCAUUAGAAUACAGUUAGGAACUCGAAAUUUUGCUUUUGCUAGUCCAAUUCCUGUUAAGGCAGAUCAAAUUGUUGUUAUUUUUGUUGUUUUUUUCAAUAUGGUGGCCGAUGCUUCUGCACGGAGACAAGAAUAAGAGCGACCUCUGAUAUGAAAGUUGUUUUUAUUCCCAUGCCGAUGAACUUAUUUUCGCAAUUUGAAGGUUUUGGUUCUGACCUCGAGAGCGACCCAUUGAUAGGAUAGGAGCCAGUUGGUUCGCAGAUCUGAAAACUAUUUCUAAUUGCAAGAAUUUACUGAAAAUUAAGCUAUUAUGUCAACAAAGAGAAAAUUUGAA
Messenger RNA from Stylophora pistillata, 2577 nucleotides. RefSeq names its product lysine--tRNA ligase. Gene Ontology annotation, biological process: lysyl-tRNA aminoacylation. NCBI's taxonomy places the organism in Eukaryota, Metazoa, Cnidaria, Anthozoa, Scleractinia, Pocilloporidae. Gene Ontology annotation, cellular component: mitochondrion; aminoacyl-tRNA synthetase multienzyme complex; cytoplasm. Gene Ontology annotation, molecular function: lysine-tRNA ligase activity; tRNA binding; ATP binding. The record is from RefSeq and is a predicted model, not a curated record.